AUGGAUGGCUCAAUACCCAUUUUCGUGGGCCAGAGCCGCAUCGUGGUGACGGCAGAGCUGGGAGUCAGCUGGGGUGGACGUGGGUGUCCUGCUGGCGGUGACUCCGGGGCUCCGUGUCCUUGCUCACGGCUCGACUUGGCAGACUCGGAGGGUGAGCUGUCCCGAGCUCCCCAGAAGGCCACAGUGGGACUUCGUACCCCUCCUCUGGGCCCAGGACCUGUGCCAGAGCCAGCCAUGUACAUCCUCGUCCAGCUUGUGCUCCUGGCCGCCUCCGUUUCUCUGGGUCUGGGCUCCUGGGGUGUGUCCAGCCCCAAGACAGUGGCGGGCGUCCAGGGCUCCUGCCUCCUCAUCCCUUGCGUCUUCUCCUUCCCUGACAACGUGCCCGUGACUGAUGGCAUCACGGUUAUCUGGUACUACGACCUGGCGAGCCGUCGGCAGGUGGUAACCCACUCGGCACAGCCUGAGCUGGUGGAGGCCCGAUUCCGCCAACGGGCGCUGCUGGUGGGGCAGGUGCAGCACCGGACAUGCAACCUGCUGCUCCAGCAACUGCAGCCCGAGGACGCGGGCACCUACAACUUCCGCUUCGAGAUCAGCGAAGGCAACCGCUGGUCGGACGUCAGAGGCACCACGGUGACCAUCACAGCGACGCCCCUGGCACCCACCAUGAUGUCACCAGCGAAGCUUCUGGAAGGCACCGAGGUGGACUUCAACUGCUCCACCCCCUAUGCCUGCUUCAAGGAGCCCGCGCGUCUGCAGUGGAAAGGCCAGGACCGCACACACUCUGUCACCUUGGACUACCAUAGGAUCGAGCCCACGGGCGUCAGCUACACACAGACACUCCACAUGCCUCUGUCCUGGCAGGACCACGGCCGGAUGCUGAGCUGCCAGCUCUCGCUGGGAAAGCACCAGAGCCAGGCCCAGCUCCACCUCCAAGUGCAGUAUGCCCCCAGGGGUGUGUCUGUCCUCCUCCAACCCUCCAAGCAGAACAUCCGCCCUGGGGAGCUGGUCACCCUCACCUGCCGCGUGAACAGUAGCUACCCCGAGGUCCACUCCGCGCAGUGGGUCAAGGAUGGCCAGUUGCUCCGGACGGAGGGCCGGGUGCUGCAACUGCCUCGGGUAGCCUGGAAUGACUCUGGGGUCUACACCUGCCGCGCGGGGAACACCGUGGGCUCCUCCACCUCGGCCCCCGUCAGCCUCCAUGUCUUCAUGGCUGAGGUCCAGGUGAGCCCCACGGGCACCAUCGUGGAGAACCAGACAGUGACUCUGACCUGUGCCAUGCCCAGAGAGGCGGCUAAGGGGACGCGCUACAGCUGGUACAAGAACCAGCAGCUCCUGAAGGGUGCCCAGGAUGCCAGCCUUCGACUGCACCCCGUCCGCAGGGCUGACUCCGGCUUCUACUUCUGCGAGGUGCAGAAUGCCCAUGGCCGGGAGCGCUCUGGGCCCGUCAGCGUGGUGGUCCGGUACCCGCCCCUUGCCCCUGUUCUGACGGCCUUUCUGGAGACGCAGGGGGCACUGGUGGGCCUCAUCCACUGCUCCGUGGCCAGCGAGCCCCCGGCCAGGCUGGAGCUGUCCCGGAAGGGCGUGGUGCUGGCCACCUCCGAGACGAAUGAGCUGAACCCACGCCUCAGUGUCUCCUCGGAGACCAACUCCCUGCGUGUGGAGAUCCGGGACCUGCAGCCCGCGGAUAGCGGGCAGUACCGCUGUGUGGCCAUCAAUGCCCUGGGGAACGCCUCCUCCACGCUGGACUUCCAAGGCAUGGGGGUCCGCCUCCUCAUCAGCCCGGCUGCAGAGGUGGUGGAAGGGCAGGCGGUGACUCUGACCUGCAGGAGUCGCCUGGGCCCCACGCCUGACACCCGUUUCUCGUGGUACCGGAAUGGGGUCCUGCUCCUCACGGGGCCCAGCAGCAGCCUCCAGCUCCCGGCCGCCUCCAGCGCCGACGCCGGCUCGUACCAUUGCCAGGCCCAGGAUGGCCACAGUGCCAGCAGCACCUCCUUGGCUGCCAUCCUGACAGUGCGCUACGCUCCCCGCCAGCCCACCUUCACUGCCCAGCUGGACCCUGAGGCCGCUGGCCGCCGUGGGCUGCUGUUGUGCCGCGUGGACAGUGACCCUCCUGCCCAGCUGCGGCUGCUCCACGGGCCCCGCGUGGUGGCCUCUUCCCUGGGCUCCUGCAGGGGCUGCCCCUCGCGCUUGAAGGUCACUGGAAGCCCCAACCUGCUCCGCGUGGAGAUCGCGGACCCCGUGCUGGAGGAUGAGGGCGCGUACCUGUGCGAGGCCACCAAUGCCCUGGGCAACGCCUCUGCCUCAGCGACUUUUGACAGCCGGGCCACGGUCCUGCUCGUCACCCCCAGCCACAUGCUGCGGGAGGGCAGCACGGCCACCCUGACCUGCGCUGUGAGCAGAGAGGCCAUCGGGGGAGCUGCCAACAUUUCCUGGUUCCGGAACGGGCUGCCCUGGGCCCAGAGCCCCCUGCAGACAGUGACCCUGCAGCCUGUGGCCAGGAGGGACGCAGCCCUGUAUGCCUGCCGUGUGCUGGCGGAAGAGGGCGGCCAGCUCUCGGCCCCCGUGGUCCUGAGCGUGAUGUACCCUCCUGACCCACCCAAGCUGUCAGCACUCCUGGAUGUGGACCAGGGACACACGGCCGUGUUCGUCUGCACCGUGGACAGCCAGCCGCCUGCCCAGCUCACCCUGUUCCACGGGGAGCGCCGCCUGGCCACCAGCCUGCAGCCCCAGCUCCCACCCAGUGGCCGCCUGCAGCUCCGAGCCACAGCCAACUCCCUGCAGCUCGAGGUCCGAGAGCUGCGCCUGGAGGACUCCGGCAGCUACCACUGCGAGGCCACAAAUGACCUGGGAUCAGCCAAUACCUCCCUCUUCUUCCAGGUCCGAGGGGCCUGGAUCCAAGUGUCCCCGUCCCCGGAGCUCCAGGAAGGCCAGGCUGUGACCCUGAGCUGCCAGGUGCCCACAGGAACCCCCCAGGGAGCCUCCUACCACUGGUACUGGGAUGGCCGCCUCCUCCCGGGUUCCACCUCGGCUACGCUCCGCUUUGCUGCCAUUACUGCGAGCCAGGCCGGGGCCUACCACUGCCAGGUGCAGGCCCCGGGCUCGGCCAGCACCAGCCUGGCCACGCCGGUCAGCCUCCAUGUGACCUAUGCCCCGCGCCAGCCGGUGCUCACCACCCUGAUGGACACAGGACCCGGGCGCCUGGGUCUCCUUCUGUGCCAGGCCCACAGUGACCCUCCGGCCCAGCUGCGCCUGCUCCAUGGGGGCCACCUGGUGGCGUCCACCCUGCAGGGGCCGGAGGAACCUGCCAGCCGCUCCCCCCGGCUGCAGGUGACCGUGGCCCCCAACGCACUGCGCCUGGAGAUCCACAACGCCACCCUGGAGGACGAGGGUGCCUACAGCUGCCAGGCCACCAACGCCCUGGGCCAGGCCUCGGCCUCAGCCAGCUUUGACACGCAGGCCGUGAGUGUGCAGGUGUGGCCCAGGCUGGCCGUGCAGGAGGGGCAGCUGGUGAAGCUAACCUGCCAGGUGUGGACCUCCCGGGCGGCCCGGCUCACCUACACCUGGUAUCAGGAUGGGCAGCAGCGGCCGGGUGCCCGCUCCAUCGUCCUGCCGAACGUCACCGUGGCCAACGCAGCCUCCUACCACUGCAGCGUGGCCACCCCCGGCCAGGCCCCCCGCACCUCCACGCCUGUGGCCCUGGACGUCAUCCAUGCCCCCCGGAACCUCCGCCUGACUUCCAUGCUAGAGAGCAGCGGCGGGCGGCAGGCCCUGGUCCAGUGCUUGGUGGACAGCCGCCCACCCGCGCAGCUGACCCUCAGCCACGCUGGCCGCGUCCUGGCCGCCUCCACCGCCACCUCCAGCCCCAACUCCCUGCGCCUUGAGCUGCGGGAGCUGGGCCCGGGCCAGGAGGGCCUGUACAACUGCUCGGCCCACAACCCCCUCGGGCAGGCCUCUGCGUCCCUGGAGCUGCACCUCGAGGUCACGCAGGUGACACUGACCCCCUCGGCCACCGUGCCUGAGGGGACUCCUGUCACGGUGACCUGUGAGGACCCAGCCGCCCAGCUGCCCACCCUCUACACCUGGUACCACAAUGGCCGGUGGCUGCAGGAGGGGCCCGGGGCCGCCCUCUCCCUCCCCAGGGUCUCCCGGGCUCACGCAGGGGCCUACAGGUGCCAGGCUCAGGACGCCCAGGGCAGCCGCAGCUCCCGGCCCACGGCCCUGCGUGUGCUCUAUGCUCCUCGGGACGCUGUCCUGUCCUCCUUCUGGGACUCGAGGACCAGCCCUGCGGCCGUGGUGCAGUGCACAGUGGACAGCGAGCCCCCUGCCGAGCUGACCCUGGCCCACCACGGCAAGGUGCUGGCCACCAGCGCCGGUGGGGCUGUGGGGACAGGUCGUGUCCAGGUGGGCCGCAAUGCCCUGUGGCUGCAGGUGCAAGACAUGCCCCUGGGGGACGGGGACGCAUAUGUGUGCACAGCCCGCAACCUGCUGGGCUCCGUCAGCACCAGGCAGCUGCAGGCAGAGGGUGUGCACGUGGUGGCUGAGCCGGGGCUGGAGGUGUCCGAGGGGGCAGCACUGAACCUGAGCUGUCAGCUGCCUGGCGGACAGGCCCCGGGGGGCAACUCCACCUUCUCCUGGUUCUGGAAUGGCCGGCAGCUACAGGCGGAGCCCCAGCCCACACUCGCCUUCUCCCACGUGGCCCGUGGCCAAGCUGGGGCGUACCAGUGCCGGGUUGGGCUUCCCACGGGGACAGCCACCUCAGCCGCAGCCCUGCUCCGAGUGCUCUACCCUCCAGACAGGCCCACCAUGACGGUCUUUGUGGAGGCUGAGGGUGGCGUCCAGGGCAUCCUGGACUGCCGGGUGGACAGCGAACCCCUGGCCAGCCUCACCCUCCACCUGGACGGACAGCUGGUAGCCUCCAGCCAGCCCGGGGGCAGCCCUGUCCAGCCUCACAUCCGCGUCUCGGCCUCCCCCAACACCCUGAGGGUGGCCAUGGAAGAGCUGCGGGCAGGCGACCAGGGCGAGUACGUGUGCACGGCCUCCAAUGCGCUGGGCUCCACAUCGGCCUCCGCCUACUUUGGAUCCAGAGCCCUGCACCGUCUGCACCUGUUCCAGUGGCUGCUCUGGGUCCUGGGGCUGCUGGCGGCUGUGCUGCUGCUCCUGCUGGUCCUGGGGGCCUCCUGCCUGUUAAGGAGGAGGCUUUCCCGCCAGAUCAACGUGGGUGAGAACUCAGUGGAGAUGUCUCCCAAGGAGACCUUGCAGCUCUUGGAUCCUGCGGCUACCACACCUCUGACCUUGUCCAGUUCUUCGUUGCUGAGCUGACUCCAGCGCUGCCCUCAGGAGGAAGAAGGAGCUGGAGUCUCAGGACUUCUGUGAACAAGGCUGGGUGGGUCCUGUUGGCCUCUGUGGAAACAAUGGGGUGACGGUUGGGUUUCUGUGCCCUGACCCUCUUACCUGAAGAAACAUGAGCAGCGGAUGGAGGAGGCGAACAAGGAUCCCCCAAGAGCGGAGCCUCCAGGGGACGCUGGAGAGAAACCAGUUGCUUGUGUUCGCCACGUCCCUUUCUCUCUUCUCUCUGCAUCUCACUCCUUUGUUUCUCUCCCACUGCACGGUAUCGUCAUAUCGUUCUCCUCUGAGCCCGCCCUGCAUGACGUGGACGGAUGAGGAGUUUCUCUCUUCAUCCUCAUAGCUGUUUGAGGUUCUGUUUCCGACAGACUGGAUUAAGCUGCUCUCACAAGAGACCAAAUACAGUGAC
Messenger RNA from Sorex fumeus (smoky shrew), 5752 nucleotides. RefSeq names its product sialic acid binding Ig like lectin 1 (gene SIGLEC1). The record is from RefSeq and is a predicted model, not a curated record. The transcript has 23 exons. NCBI's taxonomy places the organism in Eukaryota, Metazoa, Chordata, Mammalia, Eulipotyphla, Soricidae. Bases 1 to 5319 code for a protein of 1772 amino acids.